UGACGUAACGUACGCAGGCGCGCGCAGUUUGUUCGUGGGGCGAUGCCUGUCGUUCGCAUGUAGUUCGUGUGCGCUGUUGACGUUGUCGUUGAAGCAUUGGUUUUAUUCGUGUUUGUCAGCACAGUCUUUCGUACCGGCACGCAAGCCCCCCGAUCAUGGCGAGUUCGUCCUCCAAUGACGAAUCCAACGUUACAACAGAAACGUUCCUCCGGUCCGGCCGUGAAACGACGUCCAUUUCUUACGUCGCUAGGCUCGCCGCCGAGGCUUCAAAGUGGCGCGCUGUUGGUUCGUCGCAGGUGAAGGGGCAAGUGGUAGAACUUCAAGCUCGGCAGGCAUUCGAUUACCUGAGGCCCAGCCGAGUAGAAAAGCUUCGGGACGCGAUGAAUGCUUCCUUGCUCAAACUGACCGCCUCAGAAGAGAAGGCCCGGAGUCAGCUGGGAGAAGGCCGUAAUGUAGUAGCCAGUCGGCAGUGGGCCAAAGAAUGUGAGUCCAUGGCAUUGCUUGUGCACAACAUUGUCAACUGGAAGCCUCACCAGGGGGACAUCAUUGGGGACGUGACCUGGAAAGACUUUGACUUGGAGAAGCUAGAAGAGACGCACAAGCGUUUCAGCCGUGCAGCAGACGCCAUCGACGCAGACAUCAAGGAGUUGCAACUCCGCAUUGGGCGUCUGUGAGGAGUUGGACUGAGUGUAUAUAGCCUUCAAAUGUUCUGUAUUCUUAAUAAAGUUAUUAGUUUCUUGUUAGCAUUUACUAAAGUGUGUGGUA
Dermacentor andersoni is the source of this 765-nucleotide messenger RNA. RefSeq lists its product as uncharacterized. The record is from RefSeq and is a predicted model, not a curated record. Lineage: Eukaryota; Metazoa; Arthropoda; Arachnida; Ixodida; Ixodidae.